Acaulospora colombiana is the source of this 542-nucleotide messenger RNA. NCBI's taxonomy places the organism in Eukaryota, Fungi, Glomeromycota, Glomeromycetes, Diversisporales, Acaulosporaceae. The record is from the annotation of a GenBank genome assembly.
UCAAUGGUUGCCAUCCCGUAGCCUUCAAUGUCCCGCCCAUCUCACAGAACCAACAAUAUCUGCCACCUACUGCUCGUCAGUCUAUUACUCUCUGCUUAGUGCAUGCGCAAUGUGUCAGGGAUCGUCGCUAGACACGUUUACUGUAUGGACACAGGGAUGUCCACAGGUUAAUAUCAGCAUGGGAACUGGAACCAUAAUUCCUCCCUGGGCUUUCCUACCGCUGUCGGGCGAAUCCUUUGACCUAAUUGCAGCUGGAAGAAAUGCCACUGGUGAUGCAGACUUUGGACACGAUUCACCCGCGCUAUCAACUGCAGCCAUCGUCGGUCUUACGCUCGGUUCUGUAGCGGCGUUACUUUUGGUUAUCGCUGCAAUUUGGUUGUACUGCAAGACGUUUGCUGCCAGGACUAAUUACGGACAGGUGCACACUUCCAGUCAGAAUAGCAAUAGCGAACGAUCGCGCGUUCGUUACGACAAGAUUGAAGGCCCGCCGCGAAAGCCGUACAACUUUAUGUCAAGACCCAAGGUGGUCUCGUAUCGUCCAG